Molecule: messenger RNA, 1685 nt
Organism: Choloepus didactylus (southern two-toed sloth)
Lineage: Eukaryota; Metazoa; Chordata; Mammalia; Pilosa; Megalonychidae
Product: keratin, type I cytoskeletal 42
Exons: 8
Coding region: 156-1514 (452 amino acids)
Cellular component (GO): keratin filament
Molecular function (GO): structural molecule activity
Source: RefSeq, a predicted model, not a curated record
CCCUGUGCUGCCCGUGCAGAGGCAAAUUACACGGCUGGGGUUUUGGCUCAGACUUCAAGGGCUGGGGGCCCAGCCCUGCUUCCACCUGGCUAUAAAGGGCUGCCCGGGGUCUCUGUCCACACCAGACCUCGCUCCUGGCCUGAACUGUAGGCACCAUGGCUACCACCACCAGCAUCCGCCAGUUCUCAACCUCGGGCUCCGUGAAGGGCCUGGGUGGCCCUGGAGGGGGUUUCUCCCGGAUGUCCUCCAUCCGUGUUGGGGGUGCCUGUCGGGCCCCCAGCCUCCUGGGAGUUGGCAGCUGUGGCAACAUGUCAGUCACCUCGUCCCGCUUCUCAUCCGGCCUGGGGGGCGGCUACAGCGGUGGCUAUACCUGCAACCUGGGCGGGGGCUUCGGCUCCAGCUUUGGAGUGGCAGACACCCUGCUGGGGGGCAGUGAGAAGGAGACCAUGCAGAACCUCAAUGACCGCCUGGCCUCCUACCUGGACAAGGUGCGUGCCCUGGAGGAGGCCAACGCUGACCUGGAGGUGAAGAUCCGUGACUGGUACAAGAAGCAGGGCCCGGGGCCCGCCCGCGACUACAGCCACUACUUCAAGACCAUCGAGGACCUGCGGAACAAGAUCCUGGCGGCUACCAUUGACAACGCCAGCUUCGUGCUGCAGAUCGACAAUGCCCGUCUGGCAGCCGACGACUUCCGCACCAAGUAUGAGACGGAGCUGAACCUGCGCAUGAGUGUGGAGGCCGACAUCAACGGCCUGCGCAGGGUGCUGGACGAGCUGACCCUGGCCAGGGCCGACCUGGAGAUGCAGAUCGAGAGCCUCAAGGAGGAGCUGGCCUACCUGAGGAAGAACCACGAGGAGGAGAUGAACGCUCUGCGAGGCCAGGUGGGUGGGGACGUCAGCGUGGAGAUGGAUGCGGCCCCCGGCGUGGACCUGAGCCGUAUCCUCAACGAGAUGCGCGACCAGUACGAGCAGAUCGCAGAGAAGAACCGCAAGGACGCCGAGGACUGGUUCUUCAGCAAGACGGAGGAGCUGAACCGCGAGGUGGCCACCAGCACCGAGGCCCUGCAGAGCAGCAGGACGGAGAUCACGGAGCUGCGCCGUACGGUGCAGAACCUGGAGAUCGAGCUGCAGUCCCAGCUCAGCAUGAAAGCAUCGCUGGAGGGCAGCCUGGCCGAGACGGAGGCGCGCUACGGGGCCCAGCUGGCCCAGCUGCAGGGUGUCAUCAGCAGCAUCGAGCAGCAGCUGUGCGAGCUGCGCUGCGACAUGGAGCGGCAGAACCACGAGUACCAGGUGCUGCUGGACGUGAAGACGCGGCUGGAGCAGGAGAUCGCCACCUACCGCCGCCUGCUCGAGGGCGAGGACGCCCACCUGGCUGCCCAGUACUCCUCGUCUCUGACCCCACAGUCCGCCCGGGAAGCCACCAUGACCACCCGCCAGGUGCGCACCAUCAUGGAGGAAGUCCAGGACGGCAAGGUUGUCUCCUCCCGCGAGCAGAUCCACCGCUCCACCCACUAAGGCCCAUUUGGAGUGCCACACUGGCCUCAAGGGCUGGGGAGAGGCCAGCGCCUCCAGCUCUCAGCCUGCUGGGUCGCGAGGGCUUGUCGGGCCCCACUCAUGAGCUGAUGCUUCUGCAGCCCCCUCACCCGAGGGGCCUCCUGGGUCUGUCCCAGCCACCGCUAAUAAAGC